This is a messenger RNA of Paraglomus occultum, 273 nucleotides long. The record is from the annotation of a GenBank genome assembly. Lineage: Eukaryota; Fungi; Glomeromycota; Glomeromycetes; Paraglomerales; Paraglomeraceae.
AUGCCCGUCCCCAAGGAGGACCACCCAGCGAAAAUCCCAGCGGACAACCUGGACGACCAUGUAUUUACUGCCCGCGAAGGUGUUACUGUAGGCGCUUCGAAAUUUGCAUUGUUGCUAUCCCGUCCUAUAGUUGUUGGCAAUGUCCGGUUUACAGAUGUAUCCCAAGAUGGAGACCUGGCAGUGGACCACCAGACGCAACAGACGGAACGCCAUCAGAUGAUUCCAGCGAUAUUGCGGUUGAAAAGAGUUGAUUGGAUGUAUUCGGUCAUGUAA